Labeo rohita (rohu) is the source of this 1019-nucleotide messenger RNA. It is a transcript of the gene nop16, whose product is annotated as NOP16 nucleolar protein homolog (yeast). Gene Ontology annotation, cellular component: nucleolus. The coding region runs from base 78 to 587 and encodes 169 amino acids. Lineage: Eukaryota; Metazoa; Chordata; Actinopteri; Cypriniformes; Cyprinidae. The transcript has 5 exons. Gene Ontology annotation, biological process: ribosomal large subunit biogenesis. The record is from RefSeq and is a predicted model, not a curated record.
GAAGUCGCUACUUCCGUUGUUCUCAAACACGCGUGUUACAAAGGCAAGACUGUGGUUAACUAGUGUAUCAUACAGUUAUGGGUAAAACCAAAAAAGCUCGUAAUCGCAGUAAAUUUAAUUACAAUAAAAACAAAAAGAACCUGAAAAAGAAGAUAAGAAGAAAGGAGAAACCGCACAUAGAUUGUCCUCAGAUACGUAAUGCUUGGGAUGAACACAAAACAGUAAAGCAAAAUCUACAAGACAUGGGGCUGUCACUUGGGACGAAGGGUCUGCUUCCUAUUAAAAACAAAAAGGAAAGUAAACCAGAGGAGAAAGUUGUAUUGAAACCCUACGUUGUUGAAGCAAUGGAGGUAGAGGCCAGUCACCGUGGUGAGGACAAAACCACAUGCUCCACUGACAUGACUGAAUUUGUUCAACACAUGGUGAAGGAAUACAAUGAGGAUUAUAAGGCAAUGGCAAGGGAUGAGAAAAACUACUAUCAGGACACACCAAAGCAGAUCAAACGAAAAGUGGAAUUAUAUAAACGGUGUCAUCCUGAGGAAUAUGCUGCGUUUAUUGCGUCUCUGAAAUCUCAGAAGUCUACGUGAUGUCACAGUGAAGAAAUGGUGUCUCAAACCAUUAGUGUCACCUUAGUGUCUGUCGUGUGCUGCAAAAUGUGAGGAGUCUUAAGGAUGAGCGUAUACAUAGACCGAAAAUUUUCAAGGUUCUACUAUGGCAACAUUCUUCAAGAGUGUUAACUUGUUAAAUGUGUAUGAAUUUAGUAAUCAACUUUAGUAUUUUCCCAUGUAUAUAAGGUUUGCAUUUGUAAUAUAAGUGAAAUGCUGGCAUAAAAAAGAAGACAGUACCUGAAAAUUACAGUUUAUAAAUUCAGAUUUUUUUAAUGGAUAAGUUUAGUGUGUUUUGGCAAAUAAAUAUAUUACACAGGAGUGAAAACAACCCUCUGAUGCAACAAAAAAUCUGGAUUCAGUACAAGUGAAAUUAUCUCAAAAUAAUUGAGUUGUUUUUCUUUGUGGUUAAUA